GGGACGGAGCAUCGGGGCUGGGAAAGGACCAGGGCUCCCAGCAUCGUGCUGGGCAGGGACACAGCAUCCCAGCAUCGGGUUGGGCACAUCCGAUGUCACAAGCAGGAAGAGCGAUGGCGGGGCCGUUCGAGGAGGUGGCCAUCUACUUCUCCCGCGAGGAGUGGGCAGAGCUGUCAGGCUGGCAGCGGCGGCUGUACCGGGAGGUGAUGCUGGACACCUAUGAGAUGGUCGCCUCCCUGGGCUGGGCAGCUGUCAAGCCAGAGAUCAUCUGCAACCUGGAGCAAGGAGAGACACCGUGUGUGCCAGACCAUCCCAGGGCACAGCGCAGACACCAGAGCCCUGUGCCAGGUGCAUCCUGGGUAUCUGCGGGAAGGAGGAGGUCCAGCAGGAGGCACUGUGGGGGGCCAUCGGUUAGCGAGCCAAGCAGGAGCCGGGGAGACCAGUCAGGGCACCCUCACAUCCAUGAUGUGCCAGCCCCUCAGCUGCUGGAGAAGAACUCAUCGACAUUUUCCGAGUGCAGCAAAGGCUUUAGCAUUCGGACUGCGCUGGUCGUCCAUGAGAGGAGCCAUGCAGGCAAGCAGCUCUUCAGCUGCACCAUGUGCAGCAGGAGCUUCAUCAAGAAGGGCAACUUGAUCAAACACCGUUGCAUCCACACCGGUGAGCGCCCCUUUGCAUGCACUAACUGUGGCAAGAGCUUCAGUCAGAAGCACCACCUGAUCAGCCACCAGCGCAUCCACACAGGUGAGCGCCCCUUCACCUGCACUGACUGCGGCAAGAGCUUCAGUCAGAGGCAAAUCCUAACCAGGCACAAGCGCAUCCACACAGGUGAGCGCCCAUUCACUUGCGCUGACUGCGGCAAGAGCUUCAGCUGGAAGCACCAGCUGAUCAGCCACCAGCACAUCCACACCGGUGAGUGGACCUUCAUGUGCGCUGACUGCGGCAAGAGCUUCAGUCAGAAGCACCGGUUGAUCAUCCACCAGCGCAUCCACACAGGUGAGCAGCCCUUCACCUGCACUGACUGCAGCAAGAGCUUCACCUGCAAGCAACACCUGAUCAGCCACCGGCGCAUCCACGCAGGCGAGCGCCCCUUCGCCUGUGCUGACUGCGGCAAGAGCUUCACCUGGAACAGUAACCUGAUCAGGCACCAGCGCAUCCAUACUGGCGAGCGCCCCUUCGCCUGCAUGGAGUGUGACAAGACCUUCAGUCGGAAGCCGCACCUGAUUAGGCACAAGCGCCUCCACACCAGUGCGAAGCACUUUUCCUGUGGCGACUGUGGCAAGAGCUUCAAACGGCAGAGCUCCCUGAUCAGCCACCAGCAUAUCCACUCAGCCGAGUGCCCCUUUGCCUGCAACGACUGCGGCAAGAACUUCACCAGGAAGCAACACCUGAUUAGACACCAGCGCAUCCACACCACUGAGGAAAUCUACAAGUGUGGCAAGUGCAGCAAGAUCUACAGCCAGAAGUCUGCUCUGAAGAGACACCAGCGGGUGCAUUGAGGCCCCCAGGCUGUGCCGCAGGGCAACUGCCAGAAGGAGGGGUGUCUGUCCUCUGCAGCGGCGCAGUUGCAGGACAAGUCCUUACAGUGAAGGGAGCAGCAAGGAGCAGUUAUGGUGAUGCCAUAAGCAGUUACUAUUACAAGACUGGAAUGUUUUGAUUUAAGCUAAAGUAAAUUAAAUUUCAUCUAUGUAAUUGUGGCUUUUGAAAGUUCAGCAGAAUGGCCCUCUUAUAGAAGGGUGUUUUUUUCAAAGAAUGUUUUUCCAGACAUUGUUCAUUCUUUGAAGAUGGUAACAUCUUGUGUCCAGUAUAAUCUGUGCUGAACAGAUGGCAUAAAUGGGUAUGAACUGGAGAGGGGCAGAUUUAGGCUAGACAUAAGGAAGAAUUUUUUCACCGUGAGAGGGGUAAGGCACUGGAACAUGUUGUCCAGGGAGGUUGUGGCUGCCCCAUCCCUGGAGGUGUUCAAGGCCAGGUUGGAUGGGGCCUUGGGCAGGCUGGUCUAGUGGGAUGUGUCCCUGCCCAUGGCAGGGGGAUUGGAACUAGAUGAUCUUUAAGGUCCUUUCCAACCCAAACUAUUCUAUGAUUCCAUGAUUCUGUAUCUCUUCUUCUGUAAUCGCCUCUGUUUGGAGUCUUUCCCUAUCUCAAAGGCAAGGUCAAGCAGAGAGCCGGAGCCAGUUCCAAAUUAGCAAGAGAUUUGACUGUUGUGAAGUUUCAUGAUACCCUUAAAAUUUGUCCUUGGAAAGUAAUCAAAUAUGCAUAAGAUGUCUGGGAAGAUUUGCCCACGUGCGUGUAAAUGGGAAAUAUAAUCUGUAACAGCUCUUGUCUCGCUGCGCAUGGUUGGUGGAGAUAACUUCCUUGUGUUGCCCUGGCCUGAUCAAGGAUGCUUGCUUUCUAAAACUCCACAACGAGUCUUAGAGUGUUUGAUAUGCUGGCAUUUUCAGUAUGAACAGAGGGUGCUGGAGAAGGAGGGUUGGCAAAAAACAUGACUCAGGAAAUGUGGAAUGGAUGUUGAGGGGAAAAAAAAGGUCAGGGCUGAGCAUUCCCCAAGUUGGAAUCAGCCAUCUGCCAUGGAACGUGAUGGCACAGGGCUGUGCCUGGAAGGGCUGCACUGCAUCUGGUGAGCUUUGGGGUCUUCUCCAUGUCCGCUGUCUCCCUGUGGCAUAGGGGCAAGGAGAAACGAGGACUCUGAUCUCCAGACUCGCCCCUUUGCAAGCGUGAGCUAAAGUGGGGCUGUGAUUCUUCUUCCUGUGGUGGCCAGAGUCUUGCUGGAGAAGAGGGUGGGUCCCAUCUGUGCUUCCAUGUGGAGUUGGCAUCACUGGUGUGGGUAGUGGUGCAUUAGUGUGGACAAGGCACAGUUUGGGCAAGUGAGGGGCUUGUGUCAUGUUGUGGAAGUGCCUCUGUGCUGUUCUGUGUUGACAUACAUGCUCAGAGAGGCUGUAGCCUUUCUACCAAGCCCAUUGUCCUCUGCAGCCCUGGUGUUGUGCUGGGUGAGGUUGGAAAGAGCCUUGGGAGAAGAAAGGAAGAGCAGGUGUCUCAGGUUGUGGUGCAGGAGAACUUUAUUGAGGGGAAAAGAAACAAUGAGAAAAGAGCAGCAAGUGGAAGGGGUGGUAGUGAGGGCCCUUAGCAGGGGUAGCAGCCUCUCCAAUGGCUGCCACAAAAGCCCAGGCCUCCCAAGCCAUAGCUGUAGCUGAAGGCCCCGUUGGAGACGGGCACUCCCUGGUAGCUGAGUUCGCUAAUCACUGUUCUCCUUGCACCAGUUCUUCAAUGUCAUGUUCUCCUCUUGAGCACGUGUCCACUUGGCCCCAGCAGCAGCUUUGAAGUGAGAGUGUUAGAGGCCAAAGGCUUGGUGUUGAUGGCGUGUGUCAGGCCAGGCAGAAGAUGUGACCAAAGUGUGGGAGAAGUGUGAUGUUAUCAGUGAAGGCAUCAAGUGGCGCUCGUGUGGUGUGGUUUGCAGGUGCAUUGUGAAGAGGUGACCCAAUUUCUUGGCAUCCAGAUCCAGCACUCUGGGAGCAGGGGGGAGAAGAAGGUGGUGAGUAGUCAUCAAUGUGUAUUUACAAAGAAGACAUCAUCCUUGAUGAGCCUCUGUGCCUUCUACAUUGAAGUGACAAACUAUGUGGUUGAGAAUACAGCUGAGGCUGGUGUUUCCCUUGAGUUUUGUGCAAAAAAACUUUGAUGAUUUCUCUCCUUGCAUCCUCCAUAACUGGCUAAAAAAGUAUAUAUGUGUAUGUGGAGAGUGAGAUGGACCGCAAUGUGGUUGAAGGGCUGGCCCAGAGACUUGUGGUGAGUGGCACAAAGCCCUGGUGGAGGCAAGUCUCAGGUCAUGUAGCCCAGGACUGAGAUCUGUGGGACAAACCCUCUCCAACAUCCUCCUCAAUGACCAGGGUUGUGGGAUGCAGUGGCCCCUCAGCACGCUGGCAGAUGUUACCUCUCAUUUGAAAGAGGCUAUCAUUAACAAGGAGUGUUGUGAUAAGAAGAGAGAGAAUAGUUUUAAACUCAAUGAAACUAUAUUUAGCCACCUCCCUCGGUUGCACUGAUGAAACAAAAAGCAUCGUGCCAGGUGCCGACACUGCUUCCUUUCUGCAAUGUUUCGAGCUUUAGGUAAGCUUUGGGGAAGGAGCGGGCAAGUGAUAUGGGCUGAGGUCUCCCUGCAGUGAGCAAAGUAGGCAUUUUGUCGCUUGAUGGGGCAGGGAGGUGACCCAGACACCCAUGGAUAGUUGUUUGCAAGGUGUUGCCUGGGAUGCUACCACUGUUACAAAGAAGCUGCCACCACUGCUACUGGGGAACUGCCACCAAUGCCACCGUGGAUCUGCCAGCACAGCCGUCAGGGAACAGCCACCGCUAUCACCAGGAAGCUGCCACCAUUGACACUAGGGAGCUUCCACCACUGUCAUGGGGGAGCUGCCACCACUGCCACUAGGGAGCUCCUGCACUGUUCUGUUGCCCUCACUUGGGGGUUUAAUGCUGCUUGGGGUGCCCUGCGGGGUCAGAGCUGCCGAGGGAUGCAGAGGCACAGGCACAUCCUGGCCACGGACAUCCUCUUCCCCCUCCCAACAGCACAGGUUGUGAGCAGGGCUCCGCCAGCUGCUGACCGAGGGAGACUUCAACC
Molecule: messenger RNA, 4600 nt
Organism: Cuculus canorus (common cuckoo)
Lineage: Eukaryota; Metazoa; Chordata; Aves; Cuculiformes; Cuculidae
Product: zinc finger protein OZF-like
Exons: 3
Coding region: 93-1496 (467 amino acids)
Biological process (GO): regulation of DNA-templated transcription
Source: RefSeq, a predicted model, not a curated record